AUUGUUUACAUUUAUCGUAAAACACUGGUUAAACGUGAGAAAAACAGAUUGUGUUGAAUGAAUGUUCAAAAUUCACAUCAAAGCUUCUCAAUAAAUUGUUGAUGCAUAAUUUAUUGUCAUCCUACUGAGAUUGGUAACAAUACUAGUUUUACAAACAAGUGAUAUUAAUCAGAUAUCGGAAGAGAUGUUCGGCGUUUGACAUGAAUAUUGCAGACUGAUUUGCAAUACAGAGCAUCCCACAGUUGCGGAAUUAAUCCAUCCCAGCGCAAAUAGAACCGGAAACCUAUAUAUGCAUUAAAAAUUAAUUUUUGCACUGCCAAGACAGUUAGCAAAUACAGAGCGAUGCUUGAAUGAAGUAAGCCAUCUACUGAUAAGAUAAUAUCUAUUACAAACAGAGUGUGCAGCAUUCUGGUUCAGUGAUUCGUAGUGUCCAGUUCAGUAAAUCUAUUGUACUGAAAACAAUACCAGAAUGAUCUACACAAGCAAAAGCUUCCUGUUACAUCGAAAUUGUUUCAAAUUAUUGCAACGCUAUUCGAACAGAUUAUCAUCAACAGAUCGAACUAAAGGCGAUGAGCCAACGCCUAGCAAAGUUGGGGCUAACACCCAAAACCCCAUUUCAAGGACUAUGAAGCUGCUGGGUAAUGAUAUGAAAAAUUUGAAGGAGUUUCUGCUUCCAAGUCAGCAGGAAAAAGAUAGCACUGAUAGCUAUUUAGAACGAUAUCGAAGAGAAGACUUCCAAAACCAUUGCGACGUUCUUGUUAUCGGUGGUGGUGGCGUGGGAUCGUCAAUCGCCUAUUGGUUGAAAAAACGUGCCAGAAGUGGACUCAACGUGGUGGUAGUCGAGAAGGACUCUACUUAUCAGGAGGCAUCCACGUGUUUGUCGGUUGGGGGAUUGAGACAACAAUUUUCAAUUGUAGAGAACAUUCAGUUGAGUUUAUACGGCGCCGAAUUCAUGCGAAAUAUCAAGCAGCACCUCGGGGAGGAAGUAGAUAUCAAUUUCACCCCAUACGGCUACCUAAUGUUAGCCUCUGAACAAGGAGCAGAACAGCUGCAGGAAAACUCAAAACUUCAGAAUUUGUUGGGAGCUAAAAAUGAAAUUCUAACGGCGAAAAGAUUGAAGGAAAGGUUUCCAUGGAUGAACACCGACGGAAUUGAGCUUGGAUGCCAUGGUUUGGAAAAGGAGGGUUGGUUCGAUCCUUGGGCUCUACUGUCGGGAUUCAGAAAGCAGGCAAUAUCCUUUGGUGCGCACUAUGUGGAUGCAGAGGUUGUUGGUUUCGAAUUUCGCCAACAAUCAGAUAUUCUUGUGGAAGGCUUGAGUCCGGGUGAGUAUGAAGGACUUGAUAAGGCAUAUGUAAAGUUGAAAAACGGAGAAAUACGCGAUAUAAAAUUUGCUAUUGCCAUUAUUGCUGCUGGAGCGCAGUCGGGGAAAGUGGCAAAAAUGGCACGCAUCGGAGCCGGGAAGGGCAUACUGACCGUACCACUGCCUGUUGAACCGAGAAAACGUUACGUUUAUGUGUACCAGUGUGAAAACGAUAGAGGUCCAGGAAUAAAUACGCCACUUACGAUAGACCCCACGGGUACCUAUUUUAGACGCGACGGUCUAGGGGGUAAUUAUCUCGGCGGAAAAAGUCCACCACCCGAAGAGGAACCAUCGGUGGACAACUUAGAUGUAGACCAUGCGUUUUUCGACAGCCACGUCUGGCCAAAUCUGGCCAGAUUGGUGCCAAGUUUCGAAGCGAUCAAAGUGAAAAGCGCGUGGGCCGGGUAUUACGAGUUCAACACGUUUGAUGAAAAUGGAAUCGUGGGACCACAUCCCUACUAUAACAAUCUCUACAUCGCAACAGGAUUCAGUGGGCAUGGUAUCCAACAAACACCUGCUAUCGGCCGAGCUAUCUCGGAAAUGAUAAUUGACGGUGACUUCCGGACAAUUGAUUUGAAACGUUUUGGCUUUGACCGAAUAUUGGUUGAUCAACCGCUUUACGAGGCAAAUAUCGUAUGACAAUAGCUUCACAACUAGAAAAUGUGAGAUUUAAUAAACGUUUGAAACGUU
Molecule: messenger RNA, 2050 nt
Organism: Toxorhynchites rutilus septentrionalis
Lineage: Eukaryota; Metazoa; Arthropoda; Insecta; Diptera; Culicidae
Gene: l(2)37Bb
Product: FAD-dependent oxidoreductase domain-containing protein 1
Exons: 3
Coding region: 470-1999 (509 amino acids)
Cellular component (GO): cytoplasm
Molecular function (GO): oxidoreductase activity
Source: RefSeq, a predicted model, not a curated record